GUCCCCGGUGCCUGCUUCGCCCUCCCCACCUCAGUGGCCUUAUAUCAUCACGGGCCACCGUCGCCUCCGAUCCGAGCCCGAAACUUCAGCAUGACCUCGGCGAGAAGAAGAGCAACGAGGAUGUGUCCACCAGAAACCCAGUUAUAACGCCAACUUGAAAAGACAGUCCCAUGGGCCAUAGCAGAAGGAAGCCCACAGAGUGGAGAUGUUCAGAAAGAGGCCUCCUCCAGAGGAGGAGAGAAGGGUCAGAGCCAAUGACAGAGAGUACAACGAAAAGUUUCAGUAUGCGAGUAACUGCAUCAUGACAUCCAAAUACAACGUCAUAACCUUUCUGCCCGUCAACCUGUUUGAGCAGUUCCAGGAAGUAGCCAACACCUACUUUCUUUUCCUGCUCAUACUGCAGUUGAUACCUCAGAUCUCCUCCCUCUCCUGGUUCACUACCAUCGUGCCUUUAGCUCUGGUGCUGAGCAUCACUGCAGUAAAGGAUGCCACAGACGACUAUUUUCGUCACAAGAGCGACAACCAGGUGAACAACCGUCAGUCUCAGGUCCUCAUCCGUGGCUCUCUUCAGAAUGAAAAGUGGAUGAAUGUUCGAGUGGGUGAUAUCAUUAAACUGGAGAACAACCAGUUUGUGGCAGCUGACCUGCUCCUGUUGUCCAGCAGUGAACCUCACGGGCUCUGUUACAUCGAGACAGCCGAGCUGGACGGAGAGACCAAUAUGAAGGUGCGUCAGUCUGUCUCAGUGACAUCUGAACUUGGAGACCCGAACAACUUGGCUUCUUUCGAUGGUGAGGUGGUGUGUGAGCCCCCUAACAACAAGCUGGAUCGUUUCUGUGGGACUCUGUACUGGAGAGAAAAGAAAUACACCCUAACCAACCAGAAUAUGCUGCUACGAGGAUGUGUCCUCCGCAACACUGAAGCCUGCUACGGCCUGGUCAUCUUCGCAGGCCCAGAUACCAAACUCAUGCAGAACAGCGGUCGCACGAAGUUUAAGCGUACAAGCAUCGAUCGUCUGAUGAACACUCUGGUCCUCUGGAUCUUUGGCUUCCUUGUGUGUAUGGGUGUGAUCUUGGCUGUUGGCAAUGCAGUGUGGGAGAGAGAGGUGGGGUCCUUGUUUCAGAGCUACCUGCCCUGGGAACCUCCUGUGGACAACUUUCUGUUCAAUGCCUUUCUGUCCUUCUGGUCCUACAUCAUCAUUCUCAACACCGUGGUGCCUAUAUCUCUGUAUGUCAGUGUGGAGGUGAUCAGGCUGGGUCAUAGCUACUUCAUUAACUGGGACCAGCAGAUGUUCUGCUCGCAGUGUAACACAGCAGCUGAGGCCAGGACCACCACUCUGAACGAGGAGCUGGGCCAGGUUGAAUACAUCUUCAGUGACAAGACUGGAACUCUCACUCAGAACAUCAUGAGCUUCAACAAGUGCUCCAUCAAUGGACAGACUUAUGGUGAAGUUACAGACCCACUUGGACCUCAGCCAAAGAGACUGGACUUUACUCCCUUCAACCCCCUGGCUGACCCGGACUUCUGUUUCUAUGACGACACUCUACUGGAAUCAGUGAAAGUGGGAGACUGGCACACUCACGAGUUUUUCCGCCUGCUCUCGCUCUGUCAUACUGUCAUGAGUGAGGAAAAGAGUGAGGGAGAGCUGGUUUAUAAGGCCCAGUCUCCAGAUGAGGGCGCUUUAGUGACAGCAGCCCGAAACUUUGGCUUCGUGUUUCGCUCCCGAACGCCUGGGACAAUCACCACAACGGAGAUGGGACGACCUGUCACCUACACUCUGCUCGCCAUUCUGGACUUCAACAACAUACGUAAAAGGAUGUCUGUUAUAGUGCGUAACCCAGAGGGAAGAAUCCGGCUGUACUGUAAAGGAGCUGACACUGUGCUGCUGGAGAGACUCCACCCCUGUAACCAGGAACUGAUGAAUAUCACCUCAGACCACCUCAAUGAGUAUGCAGGAGAUGGGCUGCGGACCCUGGCUCUGGCCUACAGGGACCUGUCAGAGGACGAGUGGGAGGCAUGGUCAGAGAGCCACCGCUGCGCUGACAAGGCCACCGACUGCAGAGAGGACCGACUGGCAGCCGCUUAUGAGCAGAUAGAGCAAGACAUGAUGCUCCUUGGUGCCACAGCUAUAGAGGACAAGCUACAGGAAGGUGUACCAGAGACCAUUGCUGUCCUCUCUCUGGCCAACAUUAAAAUUUGGGUUCUCACCGGAGACAAACAGGAGACAGCUGUCAACAUAGGUUACUCCUGCAAGAUGCUGACAGAUGAUAUGACUGAGGUGUUCAUCAUCAGUGGACACACUGUCCAGAGCGUGCGGCAGGAGCUCAGACGGGCCAGGGAAAGGAUGAUUGAACUGUCACAAACCAGAGAUGGAGGGAAGGAGACAGGGGUGGAGGGAUGGGGAGAGGCAUGCUUCAUGGGUAAUGGGUUCAGAGAAGGACAAGAAGGAGAUGGUACAGGAGGAGGAGGGGGAGGGAAACAGCUGCAGUGCUCUCCUCCGCCUCCUCCUCCUCCUCCUCCUCCUCCACCUCCCUCCAACCUCAUGGACAACAUCUCUGGAGAGUUUGCCCUCAUAAUCAACGGUCACAGUCUGGCCCAUGCUUUAGAAGCAGAUAUGGAGAUGGAAUUUGUGUCGACGGCGUGUGCAUGCAAAGCAGUGAUCUGCUGCCGAGUCACCCCGCUGCAAAAAGCUCAGGUGGUGGAGCUCAUCAAGAAACACAAGAAGGCCGUCACUCUGGCUAUAGGAGAUGGCGCUAAUGACGUUAGCAUGAUCAAAAGUGCUCAUAUUGGAGUUGGUAUCUCAGGUCAGGAGGGGAUCCAGGCCGUGCUGGCCAGUGACUACUCCUUCUCCCAGUUCCGCUUCCUUCAGCGCCUCCUGCUGGUCCACGGCCGCUGGUCCUACCUGCGCAUGUGCCGUUUCCUCUGCUACUUCUUCUACAAGAAUUUUGCCUUCACCAUGGUGCACUUCUGGUUUGGCUUCUUUUGCGGCUUCUCUGCUCAGACUGUGUAUGAUCAGUACUUCAUCACACUCUACAACAUUGUCUACACCUCCCUCCCUGUGCUGGCCAUGGGAAUAUUUGACCAGGAUGUUCCUGACCAAAGGAGUCUGGAGUAUCCUAAGCUGUAUGAGCCUGGGCAGCUCAACCUCCUCUUCAACAAGAAAGAGUUCUUCAUCUGCAUCGCACAGGGCAUCUACACAUCAGUGGUGCUGUUUUUUGUGCCCUAUGCUGUCCUGUCUGGUGCCACUCAGAGCAACGGCGUGCCCCUCGCCGACUACCAGACCUUCGCUGUCACCACGGCAACAGCCCUGGUCAUAGUGGUCAGCGUACAGAUUGCUCUCGACACAGGCUUCUGGACAGUCAUCAACCAUGUGUUUGUGUGGGGGUCUCUGGGUUCCUACUUCACCAUCAUGUUCGCUCUGCACAGUCAGACCCUCUUCAAGAUCUUUCCUAAUCAGUUCCACUUUGUAGGUAGUGCUCAGAGCACAUUAUUGCAGCCAGUCGUGUGGUUAACUAUUGCACUGGCAACAGCAAUAUGCAUAGUUCCAGUUUUGGCAUUCCGCUUCCUCAAGCUGGACCUUAAACCUCAGCUCUCAGACACGGUGCGCUACACUCAGUUGGUGCGGCAGAAGAAGCGGAAGCCAAUAGGUCGCAGUAUGGGAGGUGCCUGGCGUGGCGUGGGCAGCGUGUCAGAAGGUCGUCUGGGUGCUCGGGGAGGUUCUAGGAGGUCAGGCUACGCCUUCGCCCACCAGGAGGGUUUUGGAGAGUUGAUCACCUCAGGGAAGAACAUGAGGCUCUCGUCUCUGGCACUGGCCACCUUCGCCUCCAGACACAGCUCCAGCUGGAUCGAUACGCUCCGCAGGAAGAAACAUACUCACACUCAUACACCCCCUAGCGCCUCGGGGGAGUGCAGUCCAGCACCCAGUUGUGUCUCUGGGUCAGUUCCACCUCUCUCGAACUCCUCCUCUGUUCUGGGCGGCUCACAAGAUACACCCAUCGAGGAGGAAACAGGCACAGCACCAGCCCAAAAUACACAGACUGUUCCCAUUUCAUCCACACAAACCCCACCAGCUUUGGCGCCGGAUUCAGAAUCAGCUGCACCUCAGGGUCCGGCUCAGGCCCUCAAUGCUGGCGUCCUCAGCUCCUCAUCAGUGAGAUGCCAGGGAGGAGACUCACCUGGAGGCUGGACGCUCACUCUGGGGACUGUGCAGGAAGCUCUGUUUGGUUGGAAGGGUAUUACGGCUCGUACCAGUGCGUCCAGCAGCCCAGGCGCACCCUCUGCUACCAAGGAAACCAGCCAGACUGACUGAUAUGUCUCAAAAUAAAUCAUUUAUGUCCGAAGAAGGAAGUGGCACUUCCUGAUGACAUGGACUUCAGCAACUAUGAAUUGGGAUUCAACAGUCAUAUAUUCACGUUCGCACAGCAUACGAUGACUGCGCUCGUGAGUGGCUGGUAGAACAUCAUGAGAUUUAUAACUGAAAGACAGCAGCAGGUGCAGAAACAGCUGUGAAGAUAACUUAUUAUUGAUAAUCUAAAAGAUUGUUUCCACUUUCACAAAGAUUAGCCUCAUUCACAGCCAAGCCACACAGCAUCUCAUCAACAGUGAGAUGAAUGAAUGAGCAGUAUAACUUUCAACCAGUGAAGUGCAAACAUUAUAAUCUGUAAAAGUGUUUUUUCUGUCUCUGUGUUCACUAUAGUUCUCAGUGAGAACGGUACCUUAAGUUACAGAACACUGCAAGACUCUUUCAAGACUUUUGUCCCUUUUCUCUCAUUGAUCUCUUUUCUUACUUAUUUUACCUCUACUCCAUGUUUUCUUUUUUUGCAUCAUAUUGAUGUGUUUUAUAAUGGCCUAGUUGAGUUGCACCUUAAAGCAAACUCUCAGUGCUUAUUUCUCCUAAUUUCAAGUUAGGCCUUUUUUGGCCUGAUAGAGGCCCAGAUCAUGUUAAUGUUCUUCUGAUGUAACUUCUCAUCAAAACAAAGAAACUCUGAAAAUCAAAAAGGUAGUUACAGCUAUUUAAAAGUGGUUUGUCGAAGUUUCAGUCAUACAUGUCACUUUUUGUCUAAACAGUUUUGCGGUUUCAUACAGUCUACAUACAUUUCAGUAAAGAGUGCUUUCAUUUUUAAAGUUUAUUUGAAUGCAGGGAAGGUGUUUGGAGAUAAUCAUGCCUUAACAAUGCCAAAAUUGUGGUCCUCUAACCUUAAUAUUCUAAUUCCUGAUUCAUCAGUCAAGCAUAGAAUCCCAUCUGUGUUGCAAAUGCAGACCCCUAACCCGGACUGGGGUGAGAUAAUCAUUAAGUAGGGUAACCAAAGGAACAGUAUAAGUCUGCUCUCAGAUCUCUCCCUGUACAUCAUCAACAAAGCAGCUACGAAAAUAAGGCAGAAACUUAUUACAGUGAAUGUACUGUACCGUAUUUGGCCCCAUGAAGUGUUCAAGCACGGGUCAUUUCUUAGAUGACGUGGAAAUGUUGAAUUGUGGUGAAUAAACAUGCUAUCUCUCUUUCACAUGAGAGGAGACGCUGUGUCAAUGCAAAUGUGGUUUCAUAUAGCAACCAAAGUUAAAGGUAGAAAAUGACUUUGUGCUGCAAGUAGCAGUGGAGCGUGAAAGUGAAAAAGAACUGAGAAGAUGAGAAAUUUUUUUGUGUUUUAAUUUUAACCACAAAAACAGUUUUGUGGCAAAAAGCACCCAAAUGUCCUCCACUUAAUCUUGGUGUGCCAUCAUUUUCUAUAGGCGAAGGUGAGAAUAGAAAGAGACAUUUUGAGUUGUGUGCGAAAUCACAAAGCAACAAGUUUUUUUUUCUUACUUUGGAAUAAAAAAAAAAAUAAUAAUGCAACAUUUAUAGACUACAUAAAUGUUUUAAAAAAAUACACAUUCCAACACAGUAUACAGUUGGAAUAGUGUAUUAUAUCUGAUAAUUAUAAGGAUAGUACAAAAACGGUACAAGAUAUUUGAAAUAAAAAUACAUAU
Toxotes jaculatrix (banded archerfish) is the source of this 5961-nucleotide messenger RNA. RefSeq names its product ATPase phospholipid transporting 8B2 (gene atp8b2). The coding region runs from base 206 to 4306 and encodes 1366 amino acids. Gene Ontology annotation, biological process: phospholipid translocation; Golgi organization. Lineage: Eukaryota; Metazoa; Chordata; Actinopteri; Toxotidae. The record is from RefSeq and is a predicted model, not a curated record. Gene Ontology annotation, molecular function: ATPase-coupled intramembrane lipid carrier activity; magnesium ion binding; ATP hydrolysis activity. Gene Ontology annotation, cellular component: plasma membrane. The transcript is spliced from 31 exons.